AAUUACAAGCUGCGAAUUGAUCACGACGCGUGCCCGAGCUGCUUAUCUUAUCGUGUAUCAUGUGGCGAAGGAUGGCACUAGCUGAUCACCACGAAUCUAUGACACUGCCACUUACAUCCGUCUCCCCACCUUGGUCUGUAAAAAAGACAAUUUUUGUGGAACAUGACGGCGAAGAAAGAAAAACCGAUACACUCACUUAUUGCAGGAUCGACCGCAGGCGCCAUUGAAGCCUUCGUGACUUACCCUAUGGAGUUUGUGAAGACGCGUUCACAAUUUGGGGGCAAGAGACAAAAUCCCAUGUCAAUCAUUAGAGAUACCCUUAAAACACAAGGCGUAACGGGCCUCUACUCAGGAUGUAUGGCUCUAGUAGUAGGGAAUGCUGCAAAGGCUGGAGUGCGAUUUGUCAGUUAUGACCAUUUCAAAGGAAUGCUCGCGGACAGCCAGGGGAAAAUAAGUGCACCGCGGAGUCUUCUAGCCGGACUUGGUGCAGGAAUGAUGGAGGCUAUUUUCGCGGUCACCCCUUCAGAAACAAUCAAGACAAAACUCAUAGAUGAUGCACACCGGCCAAACCCUCAAUAUCGUGGUUUAAUUCACGGUACAGCCUCGAUCGUCAAACAAGAGGGAAUCUUUGGGAUAUACCGUGGACUGUUCCCGGUUAUGAUGCGACAAGGCGCCAACUCGGCUGUUCGUUUUACGACUUACUCGACAUUGAAGCAGUUUGUACAAGGGACCGCUAGGCCUGGGCAACCGCUGCCCAGUACUAUCACGUUUGGGAUUGGUGCAAUAGCAGGGUUGGUUACCGUCUACACAACGAUGCCGCUGGAGUAGGUGCACUUCAGCUAUACCGACAAAGUACAUCUAAUCCUACCAAUCUUCCCCGCUAGUGUCGUGAAAACCCGUAUGCAGUCCUUGGAAGCCAGAGCACAGUAUAGGAACUCUUUCCAUUGUGCCUAUCGGAUCUUUACAGAGGAAGGUAUCCUACGCUUCUGGACAGGAACAACGCCGAGACUUGCUAGACUGGUCUUGAGCGGUGGUAUAGUCUUCACCACAUACGAGAACAUUAUCAAGGUAAUAGGUGGUCGUUCACCGUAGCUUUUUAGCUCUGUUUGCGAUAUGAUCAAGUAUUCGAAGUAACUUGGACUAG
Messenger RNA from Marasmius oreades (fairy-ring Marasmius), 1144 nucleotides. RefSeq lists its product as uncharacterized. The transcript has 9 exons. Bases 163 to 828 code for a protein of 221 amino acids. Gene Ontology annotation, biological process: mitochondrial citrate transmembrane transport. Lineage: Eukaryota; Fungi; Basidiomycota; Agaricomycetes; Agaricales; Marasmiaceae. The record is from RefSeq and is a predicted model, not a curated record.